CGCCCCUCGCGCAAACCCUUGCACCCCUGCGCCUCCACCACAGCCACACACCACACAGGUAGGGAGGGGAGGAGAGAAGAGGAGGAAGCCGAGCGGCGGCGGCGGCGAUGGUGUCCCUCAAGCUGCAGAAGCGGCUCGCCUCGAGCGUGCUCAAGUGCGGCAAGGGCAAGGUCUGGCUCGACCCCAAUGAGGUCAACGAGAUCUCAAUGGCGAAUUCGCGCCAAAACAUCCGCAAGUUGGUCAAGGAUGGGUUCAUCAUCAGGAAGCCCCAGAAGAUCCACUCCAGGUCGCGUGCACGCAGGGCCCAUGAGGCAAAGCAGAAGGGGCGUCACUCUGGAUAUGGUAUGCAAGUACAAACUUCAUUCACACUGUAUCAUUGCAUUACUUUUGAACUGUAUAUUUAUCUUACAUGUUACUUUUCAGGUAAGCGUAGGGGUACCAGGGAGGCUAGGCUUCCAACCAAGAUUCUGUGGAUGAGGAGGAUGCGUGUGCUCAGGCGUCUGCUCCGCAAGUACCGCGAGGCAAAGAAGAUUGACAAGCACAUGUACCAUGACAUGUACCUCAAGGUCAAGGGUAACAUGUUCAAAAACAAGCGUGUGCUUAUGGAGAACAUUCACAAGUCAAAGGCUGAGAAGGCUAGGGAGAAGACGCUUGCUGACCAGUUCGAGGCUAAGCGUGCCAAGAGCAAGGCAAGCCGUGUAAGGAAGAUUGCCAGGAGGGAUGAAAGGCUUGCUCAGGGCCCAGUUGACCAUUCAGCACCCGCACCUGCGGCAGCAGCUCCUGCUCAACCUGCAGCGGCACCAAAGAAGGCAAAGAAGUGAAGAUCUGACGUUUAAAAGUGAUCUGUUUACUGAGUGAAAUCUGUUUCGUCGUAGCUAAAUUUUGAAGUAUGAACCUUUUUGUUCAGCAUUUAAGUAUCUUUGUCCCAGAUAUCCUGGAUACUAUGUUUCAUGCUACUGGAUGUAGUAUUAGAUGCUUAUGCAAAGUAUCGUUCAUGAACUUGCUGUUUAA
Molecule: messenger RNA, 1011 nt
Organism: Lolium perenne
Lineage: Eukaryota; Viridiplantae; Streptophyta; Magnoliopsida; Poales; Poaceae
Product: large ribosomal subunit protein eL19y
Biological process (GO): translation
Cellular component (GO): ribosome; cytosolic large ribosomal subunit
Molecular function (GO): RNA binding; structural constituent of ribosome
Source: RefSeq, a predicted model, not a curated record